Molecule: messenger RNA, 3555 nt
Organism: Zerene cesonia (dogface butterfly)
Lineage: Eukaryota; Metazoa; Arthropoda; Insecta; Lepidoptera; Pieridae
Exons: 7
Coding region: 98-1492 (464 amino acids)
Source: RefSeq, a predicted model, not a curated record
CCGAUCUUCACAGGCUGCGCCGCAGUCGGUAAAAAGAGCGUGUGCCGGGCGGACGUGUCGCUCACUUCUGUUAUUUAAUAAUGUACGCGACGCGAUCAUGAGCGACGAACUCGAGCGUUCCUCCACCGAGAACGUCACAGUAGUGACUGGAAACUUCCCAACGGUCUCCAGUCUCAAGUCUGAGGAUUCCACCGAGCAGUUGAUUUGCAAAACACCGCAAAAGACCACCAAGAGUAAGAAGGGGAAAAGUGUCAGUUCAAAGAGUGUGGAAGCUGGGAGUGAUGAUGGCCAGGGCUCGAGGCGGAUUGUAGUGUUUUUAGGAUUAUCUCAAGUGGUACUGGGUGUGUUGUUAGUGGGGGGAGGGGCUCUCGCGGUUGUUAAGGGGGCGGCACUGUCGAGGGUCGGUGCGGGGUUGUGGUCGGGGUGUAUAGCGGUGGUGGCCGGCGUGGUUGGAGUCAUAGCUGGCAUUAAUGACUGUUAUGGAUUAAAUGGACCUACGUCUGGGGGCUUGCUGACUGCAUUCCUGGCGCUGUCCCUGCUAUGCUUAGCGUGCGGCAACAGCGCCGCAGUGCUUGCGGCUACCGGCCUGCAGAGGGACUCGCUGCGGCCGCCCUCGCCCCUCAACACCUUUGAAGAUGAAAUGCAAGCGUGGAGCCCAGUUCUCACCAAUAUCGCGCUGCUCAUCAUAGCGUCAGUCCACUGCCUGGUUUGCAUCGUUUCCAUCUACCAUCUGUCCAAGCGGGUAUGCUCCUGCUUCCGCCCCAAGCAGGCGUUUGACCACAACCAAUUCGACCCUGCCUUUAAGGCGCCGUGUGUGUUCCAUGUGGACGAGAUUAAGAAGGCCCAGGAUCUGGAGAGGCUGAGGGGACACGAGCUUUGUAAAGAACUGGAGGCGAAGCUGCAAGGGGACAGCGUAAAGAAGAAGGAGGAGCCCCAGCUGUUCGGCAGCGCGAACAGCAAGGAGCACCUGGUGGACCGGUGGCUGGGCCGGCACGCCAGCACGGUGCCGCGCCCGCGCCGCGCCGCCGGCGUGCGCAAGCACAGGAAGCCGCCGCCCGCGCCCCUUGUGCUGCUGCCAGCGCAUCCUGCUAGCACGCUGGGCCGCAUGCCGGUUGGCGUGGUGGUGCCUCCGCGCUACGCCACGCUGCCGCUGCCGCCCGCGCCCUACGCGCCGCCCGCCCAGAUAUAUUAUCCUAUUCACGAUACGCGCAUGCGGCGGCGUCGAUCGCCGCGCGCUGCCCGCCACGAGCGGCGGCGCCAAGCGCGUGAGCGGGACUCGCUCACCCGCUCGCUCGAGCGCAUCCAUCGCAAGCGGCGAGCGGACCGCGAGCGACCUUCCGAUGCUGACCUCAAGAGGACCUAUACGGGUCUGGAUAGGGCCUACGCGGAGCAAUUUAUAGCGGUUUGCGACGAGAGCCGGCACGCGGCGGAGCAGCACGACUCGCUGGCCAGCACCGCCACGGACUCCACCAACUCGCAGGACACGCGUUAAUCUGAUCUGAAUCUGAUAGUUGAACCCAAAUGCCAAAUUCUGAUCUAGAGCGAUAUUAGAAACGGGCAUUAGGGGCCUAUUCUUUCAGGAGGCUGCAGAACUCAGUGCAGAACUUGUUUUUUUUGUUCUUCUCAAUGAAACCAUAUUAUUCAAAACAAAAUAUGGUCUAUGGAUUUCUUCUUGAAUGUGAGAUGAGAAAUAUAGGACCCCAAUCAAACAAAUUUUAAUUAAGUUAACUCCGCAAGCGACCCAUAAGAUACUUACUUUAGUAUUUUGAUGUGCAGACUUUUAGAUAAAACUUUAUCUAAUAUAAAAUUUAGUUUUAUACAAAACAAAAAUAUAGUACGUUUCGUUUAGGUUUAAUGACAGUAUCUUGUAACCAAACAUACUUAAAUAAUAAUUUUUAAGAAAAAUAUGAUAUUCGGAAGAUUAGAUUUUUGAUAAUUAGAGUUAUUGAAUUAAUGUAAACUUAUUCAUUGAUUUAUUGUGUACGCUUUAAUUGUUAUUUAUUGAAAUUGUACGUAACGAUGAAAUUUUAAAUACUCUUUAGUUUGUAUGUCCUAUACAUUAAUUUUAUUAGUUUUACACAAUAUGCUUUUGAGAUUUGGUUUAAGAAGUACAUAAUUUUCGGAGUAAUUUUAAAACUAACAAAGCACCUUACUAACAAAAAACUACCCACUAACCUGUACCCAACAAUAUAAAAAACUAGUGUUUUGCACUAGCUUGUUUAAACAUAGAGUAUUCUGUAGGAUAAAAAUUUUAAAUAUAUAUCUGUCAUCAUACAUUUCGAAAUAGUAAAACAAAUUCAAAAAAUUUUAAUUGGAUUUUAAUACAGAUCUUUAAAUUCCACAUAUAAUCAUCUUGUUUAUUUUUACUAUCUACUUUUAUUUUCAUAGUACACUCAGCAAUAUAAGAAAUAAGGUUUUUCAAUUAAUCGCCCUGCCACAGAUUACUGAAUAGUUACUGCGUAAACCCCUACUAAUAUUCACUUUACUAACGAAUCAAUUGUAAACUUUUGUAUCGUCAAAUAUCUGUGUUAUAUCGUACUUUAAGUCUUUUAUAUUUAAGUCAAUUAGCGUUAAGUCGGAGAUUUUACUAUUUUGUACACUACGAUACGUAAUGCGACAAUUUUUUUGUUCUAAGACUUGUAAACCGGGAUUAUAAGUAAAUACUAGAAAUUUCUAAAAUAGCUAACUUCUAAUAUUUUUAAGAAUGUAUAGUAUUCUAUCGUGAAUCAAAUAAAUGGAUGGCAAAUUAGAUUUAGUGUUAGAGCGAAUACUCUGGCACGAUUAAUCACCUAAGUGCUUUAACGACAUAUAAAUAGUAUUUAAUAGGUAUUUGAUACAUAAUGUUAUCGUAUUCUUCCGUUUAUUUGGUUCACAGGCGUGUAUAUUUGCGAUGAAGUCCCAAGUACCUUGCUGGCGCCAAAUCUAUUGCGAGCGAUCUAAUUGGUUUGUAAAUAUAACUUAUUGCUCAAUUCUGUAUUACCUAAGUUUACCGUUAUAUUAUUUUUUACUUAAUAUUUUAUCUGCAGAAUUAUAUUAAUAGUAUAUUUUGUUAGUAAAAAUUAUUGUAAGCAAUAGUAGAAGAAAAAAUCGAUUCGAUUCGAUCGUUAUUUUUUGGUAAUUAAUAAAUCACUACGCAAUAAUAAAUAAAUUUUAUUGUUACUUUUCAAAUUCAAUCGGCUGGCUAAAGUAUUCAAAAACCCUCAUCUAGCUUAUAGUUUCGUUACCAAUUAAUAUUGAUAAUGUAUACAUAUCUAUCUUUAGGUAUAAAUAAAACACGUAUUUCAUAUAUUUUAUUAGUCAAAAUUUCUCUAAUUUUACGAAAAAUUUUCUUUAACCUUAGAACAUAGUGUAAAUAAAAAUUGUAAUCACUUUAAAGAUAGCAUAGUGCACACGAUCAAGAUAUCUUAUCGUUUCUAUGAAAUCUGUAGCCUAUAAUAAAAGUACUAUAAUUUAAAAUAUAAUAUAAUUUUAUAGUUUUCUAUGACAUUGUUAGCGCCACCGUUGUUUAACUUGUGCGAUGAAUUUCUUGUACAUUUAAUAAACGUUUUAAUAAAA